CAGCUUGACAGGCGGGGUCUGACCAUCUAGCACCGCCACAACAGCCGGGGGAGGAUUUCCGAACCCGUCGUAGCGAAGAUGGUGGCAAACCCAGGCGUGCGGAUGUUCCGUUCGCCCGGAUAACAGUGCGGUGCCGCCGCCGUAAGACCUCCCCGGAGAGGACGGGGGGGAAAAGCCAGCCUUCGCGAGAUAAAAGGCGGACGGAAGAGGAGACACACGCAUGCCAGAAGACACCAGAACCUUCCAGAACCGGAGCGGAAGGGAAAGCAAAGGGAGGAAGCAGAGCUCCAAAUAACCACACUGGGUCUCCAAGCGCAGGAAAUACGGCCUGGGAAAAAAAAAAAAAAAGUUUGGGAGUUUUUUUUUGUUUUUUUUUCCCCCCAAACAAAAUGGGUGCUACGUUUGACGUUGUGCACGACUAGAAUGCAAAGUAGUUCAUUUUUUCCCCCACACUUCCACGCGUUGCUGGAAUGCGAGCGCCCUAUAGCGUAUUAAGUGUUGUCAUGUUAAAUGCGGCGUUGUGCAAAUACUUUUAAUCAUCACUAUUUAUAGCGCAGCCUCCACCCUGGCUGUGCCUCCUAUCUCGCAUGUUUUGCUAACUGCGCGCAACAAGUUGCAGACACUCCCAGCCCAGGCAAAGCGACGCUAAUUUGGUAUUUUUGAAGCUUCUCUUUUUCCGAUUACGCUCUCGGAAUAGCACGCACCCCUCCCCGGUCCUCUUUGGACUGCAGAGGUGGGGGGGGUUCAACGCCAGAGAUCCGGAGAGGGACUUCAGGAAAGGACGGGGCUGGAUCCGUGGGAAUAGGCCUGCCAGGGCCUCGUAUGCACAGGCUGGAUUCAGGUCUUGGACUACUAGACCCUGGAAGAUUUGAGGCUAAAGGCGGAAGGAGAGAAUGCACGGACAUCCAAGUGUUCAGCACGUUGCAUGAGAAGAAAUGCACAAAGUGACCCAUCCACAUCAAUAUUUUAGUAGGUUGGAUUUAUAAUUGUUCUAUUUUUCUAUUGAUAGAGCUGCAACAAUGGAGGUGUUUUUAAAAGUGCCAUUUGUUUAAGUUUUGCGCACCAACUGUUGACAGCCCACAUCUGGAUGUGCUCACGCAAUGCAGCCUUGGACCUGACCGCUGCUUGACACGUAAUGGACGACUGUACAAAUCUCUGGAUUUUCUUUGGCUGCCCGAUUUUGUGACGUCCACGACAGGCCAUUUCCAGUUGUGUGACGUCUGGGGUGAGGAACCUGGCAUCACCAGCAAGUCACUUCCCAGAAGGAUGUUUGAUGCCGGAGGCAAGCACAGCAGUGACAUAAGUCUUGCUGGUGAGAAACUCGGGUUUAAAUCCAGAUGCUUUUUUGCAGAGUGAUGCAUGUAAUGUGAGUGGUGACGCAAAUCCAGUGUCUCAUCAUGAGCAGCUCACUAAACUGGAACGGUGUGUCUGGUGUGCGUGAGUGUUUCAGCUACCUCGUGCGUAACAAAGACGUCUGCGUCUCGUGCGCCGUACUAUCAGUGUGAUUAUUCCAGCAAACGCUUGGUUCCCAUCCAUCCACCUCGGUGGUGCCACAUGUGAACACGCGGCUCCCACGCACCACGUCUAAUUGCCCCGGCGACAUCAGAAGCUAUUAAUAUUUAACUUCGCUCCCACACCCCUCCUCUGCAGCGUCAAUAUGGCCACGCUGCAAGAUCACCGGCAGCUUCUCAUGCACGGCACAGAGGUGAGCUGCAAUUCCAGCGGGGAUGGUGCUGUGACUGUGCAGAUUGCCAACAGCAUGCGGCAUGAGCCGGCCAGGGCAGCCACCGGCGUCGGGGGAGGAACGAAAGGCUGCGAGGAUGGGAGUAAAGUGAACCUUAACCUCCACAAAUACAGUAUUUCCUCCAGCUGCAGCUCUGCAGACUCCAGACUUGGUAUGACCUCCACAACAAGGGUCCACAGGAAGGCGCCACCACUUUUUGAACGCUCCGCUGCACAGUGCUGGGACCCCAAGUUUGACUCCCCCAUCCUGGAGGAGGCGUGCCAGGAGAGGUGCUUUCCUCAGACUCAGCGGCGCUUUCGAUAUGUCCUGUUCUACCUGGCGGUGGCAGCUGUGCUUUGGGCAGUGUACUUUGGUGUCAAUAGUGACCGCUGCCAACCAAUGAAUUUCUUAGCCCCGACGGCCUUCUUUUUGGUCCUUUUAGCACUCCUCUUCUUGUUCACCUUAACCCGCUACUACUCACAGCUGUACAACCAAACCUCCUUGUUCCUGAUCGCGGUCACCUUCGCCAUCACAUUGGCCCCCCAGAUACAGACUGCAGGCUUCACUGAGUUGGAGUGGGCUCACCUUGUAAAUGCAUCCUACCACUUUUCAGACGCACCCCCAUCGCCUUGCAUCUCCCCAGUGGCAACUUUUUCUCUCUGUAUUGAGGUCCUUUUAUUGUUAUACAGUGUCCUCCAUGUGCGUCUGUAUGCCUCAGUGAUGCUGGGCUUUUUAUACUCCAUAUUAUUUGAGGCAUUAGGGUGGCUACCGUUGCUUCACAGAAGCCAUGAUUCGACUGAAUGGGGGACAGAUUUGGGGAGCUCCAGCUGGGAAAGGGACACCCUCCACUGGCUCGGUCCAGCCAAAGCGCUGCUCCACUUGUGUGCCCACGUCAUCGGCAUCCACUUGUUCAUCAUGUCAGAGGUGCGUUCCCGCAGCACUUUCCUCAAAGUGGGCCAGGCCAUCAUGCAUGGCAAGGACUUGGAGGUAGAGAAGGCCCUGAAAGAGCGUAUGAUCCACUCGGUCAUGCCUCGACGUGUUGCAGACGAGCUAAUGAAGCAGGGUGACGACGAGGGCGUAGGGAGUGAGAACUGUAGCAAGCGAUAUUCUUCUGGUGCAUGUUCUGCCUCAGCUGUCUCUGUGGGCGGUGGAGGAGGUGUUUGUGGAGCUUCGCCAUCCCAAAGUGCCACCAGUCCCAAGAACCACCCUUAUAACAACCACAAACGCAAGAAGACCUCCAUCCCACGGGGCCAGAUAAUAUUUCGACCUUUCAACAUGAAACGUAUGGAACCUGUUAGCAUCCUCUUUGCGGACAUUGUGGGCUUCACCAAAAUGUCAGCCAAUAAGUCAGCACCAGCCUUGGUCGGUCUUCUAAAUGAUCUCUUUGGACGCUUUGACCGUCUCUGUGAACUGACCUGUUGUGAGAAGAUCAGCACACUGGGUGAUUGUUAUUACUGUGUAGCAGGCUGCCCUGAGCCCAGACCGGACCAUGCCUACUGCUGCGUGGAAAUGGGUCUAGGCAUGAUUCAGGCCAUCGAACAGUUCUGCCAGGAGACAUGUGAGACCGUCAGCAUGCGCGUUGGUGUCCACACUGGCACCGUGCUGUGCGGUAUUCUAGGAAUGAAGCGCUUCAAGUUUGACGUUUGGUCAAAUGAUGUCAAUCUGGCCAACUUGAUGGAGCAGCUAGGCGUGGCAGGCAAGGUCCACCUGUCAGAAGCCACCGGUCAGUUCCUGGAUGACCGUUACCAGCGGGAGGAUGGCCGAGUGCUGCAGAGAGCCGGCGAGAGUGUGGUGGAGAAGCUGAAGGGGUUAAAAACCUACCUGAUCUCAGGACGGAAAUGGGGACGCGACAUACAGUGUGGCUGUUCUCAACUGGGAGGUGACUUUGUAGGGAUGCCCUCCUGUACUCCGAGCCAUACCCCGGACAUCAUCCUUGGGGGAGGCCAAGCUGCUGAGCCUUUGCUGCCCAACCAACCACCAGAUAGGACUGGGCCUCCUUUUGCAUCCCGCAGUGAGGUCAUGGCUUCAGUGACAGAGCAGGGCGAUGAGGUGGCAGUGCUAAACGGCUGCCAGGAUGAGCACAAGACGAGCAGUGCCAAGUUCCUUCCCAGUAAUCCCCUCAGGAUGGCCAACGGUCUCCUCUCCCCCCCACUGGAGGACGCAGUGCGGGCAAGCCAGAGCUCUCUGUGCGACAUGCUUCAGGAGAAAGAGAAGAAGACGAGCACCAGCACAAUGACCGGCACCAGUAUGGGCAUGGCUGUUGGCACCGGACCAGCGGGUACUGGCAUGGAACACUCCGCCCUUAUUCAGUUGCGUACAAAGAACUUUCGAGAAAAGAGCGACGCUCACUUUGUGGAUGUAAUCAGAGAGGACAGUCUGAUGAAGGAUUAUUUUUUCAAACCACCCAUCAACAAGAUCAGCCUCACCUUCUUAGAGAGACCUUUGGAAAAAGCCUAUCGCAGCAGCUACAAAGAUGAGGUGAAAAACCAGGUUCAGGAGCAGACCUUUGCAAGCUGCACAUUCAGCUCCUUCCUUGACGUUCUGCUCAGCUGUUUUGUCUUCUUGGCCCUAACCCUGGCAUGUUUCCUUCCCCCACUGGUGAGCUCAGCCACUGUGGGCCCUCCAGCUUCUGCAGCACUGGCUGUGGCUCUUCUGGCUGGUCUGUUGGAGUUGGCCUCCUUGGUGCUCUCAAUACGUAUGGCCUUCUAUUUGGAGGAAGUGAUGAACUGUACCCGCUCUCUACUCCUGGUGGUAUCCGGCUGGGUGGCUCGUCAUGUGAUCGGGGCCGUGUUGGUCUCCUUACCAGCCAUCUCGGUCUUGUCCCACCUUACGUUCGGUGUCCAGCUACCGCUUCAGCUGACAAUGUUCUUGUGUUGUGCCACCAUCCUUGCCAUCAUUCAGUACUGUAACUUCUGCCAGCUAAGUUUUUGGAUGCGCUCAGUGCUGGCCACUGCUACUGGGGUCACCUUGUUGCUAUUGCUUUACAGCACCUUGCACAGCUCAAGUAAUAACAGCUUGCCAGUUCAUGGACUGAACAUCUCCACAUUAAGUGGGGACGGUUCACCCGCUGAUGUUCCUCUGCGACCUCACGAUCUUCUGGUGCCAGAGGCAGUCCUUGCCUUCUUUCUGCUUCUUCUCCUGGUCUGGUUUCUCAACCGCGAGUUUGAGGUCAGCUACCGUCUGCAUUACCAUGGCAAUGUGGAGGCUGACAAGCACCGCUCCAAGAUCCAGACGAUGCGGGACCAAGCGGAGUGGUUACUGGGCAACAUAAUCCCCAUCCAUGUUGCUGACCAACUCAAGGUGACACAGAGCUACUCCAAAAACCACGACAGCGUGGGCGUGAUCUUCGCCAGUAUUGUAAACUUCAGUGAGUUCUAUGAAGAGAGCUACGAGGGAGGCAAAGAAUGCUACCGGGUCCUCAAUGAGCUCAUCGGUGACUUCGAUGAGCUCCUACGAAAACCCGAAUUCAAAAGUGUGGAAAAAAUCAAGACAAUCGGCGCCACCUACAUGGCGGCAUCUGGGCUGAACGUUCGGCAGUUGGCGGAGAACGAAGAGGACUCUCCGCAUGCUCACCUGAGGGCGCUGUUCAACUUCGCCCUGGAGAUGAUGGGCGUGUUGGACGACUUCAACAAGAACAUGCUGGGCUUCGGUUUCAAGCUCCGCAUCGGAUUCAACCACGGGCCGCUGACGGCCGGGGUGAUUGGCACCACUAAGCUGCUCUACGACAUCUGGGGGGACACGGUCAACAUUGCCAGCCGCAUGGACUCCACGGGCGUGGAGUGUCGGGUGCAGGUGAGCGAAGAAAGCCACGCUGUGCUCAGCGCCAUGGGCUUGAAGUUUGAUUAUAGAGGUACUGUGAAUGUGAAGGGCAAAGGCCAAAUGAGGACCUUUCUGUAUCCUAAAAAUGGGGAAUGUAUGUGCCAAGAUCAAACGGAGGGGAGCGCCAGAGUCGGAACACCUUCAUCUCCAUCCACAGUCCCUCCUCAUCUACAGAGUGCAGUAAGGCCCAAGAUAGUCGCAGCUCCAUCCACAGAGGCCAGGAAAGAAGGAUAUAGGGACGCUGGGCAGUACUCCACCAAAGACUAUCACUUCCCUUCCACCUCCUCGGAUAUUGUGUCACUACCCAGAGGUGCACAGUCCCCUGCACUUGAAGAGAACAAUAUGGAGGAGGAGGCUGAUGAGCUGACGACAUUCAAUGAGGAAUUCUAUGCCCGUCUCUGAUCAAACCUGACCUCUGUAACCCCCUCCUGCUUACCUGAGCUGCUAACACUCCAGAGCAGGAUGUCGCCUCCUCUUGGCAAGUUAUGACGAGGAAUAUGGUUGAGGUCGAAGAGGAAAAAAAAACCUCAACGCUACUGGCGUGGUUUAUUGGAAUGAAGUGUUGCAAUGGGCGGAGCCUGUGUUGAACACAGGAGUAAAGAAGGAAGCAAGGGGCUAGGUGUUCAUGUUUUGUAUUAUUCACUUUGUUAUUAAGUGCCUUCAGGACUAGAACAGAACAAAUAUGAAUACCGAACAAAGUUUGAGCAAUCUUUGUGUGGCUUUUUGUAUCCCCGUAAUACGUAGACUGCUGAAUUCUCUGUGGUUUCUUACGCUUUUACUUUCAACGCGAGGAUUUAUUUGUAUUCCCCCGCCCCCGCAAAAAAAGUCAUUAUUGUUGUGCCAUAUCAUUCUAACUUGAUCUUACUUUAAGGGAAAAUCAUUUUAGAUCAAUCAAGUGCCAGCGCAGCGUUAUAGGCUGAAUUAUGGAAAGAAUGAGGGAAUCACAUGAAGCAGUGUUAACUUUCUCUAUGUAUAUUAGGGCUUUAUACAGUAUUCACAAUAUAAGAGAAUAUGCUUCAAAGCAGGCUGCAUAGAUUUCAUUUUGUUGUAAAUGCACAUUUAAGCACAGGUCUUGCACAAUGUUUUUAUUUCUCAGCCACUUGUAUUUAGAGGUGAGAUAGCAUUGACAUAUAUUUCCUGUCACAGUACAUUUAAAAGCACAAAAUUAAAUAUUGUAAAAAAAUUGGGGGGAAAAAGGGAGAUUGUCACCAAAAAAAAACAGAAGGCACUUUAACUAGACUUGAUACUGUGACCCAAGUUCUUCGUGACGGGCAUGAAACUCUUCUAGACCUGAAAGGUGGCUGUAGAAUUUAAAAAAAACCUUCAGUUUAAAGGUCACUGCUUUUUGCAGCGUCAGCUAGUCUAUACAGAUGAAACUCACAAAAUUUGAAUAUAGUGCAAAAGUCCAUUCAUUUCUGCAAUUCAAUUUCAAAUGUAAAACUAAUGUGUGAUAUAAACUCAUUACAGUAGGGAGGGGAUUCAUAUGGUCCCAUUCGUCACGAUUGACCUGACACAUGAAACGUGACGAAUGGAGACGGCCACUAUCCACUUGAGCAAACAGAUGGCAGUAGAGUGUUGAAUAUUUUUAAAUGUAUUUUGUGGCAAUUCCAACUUUGAACAGAGCAUCAGUUGCUAUGUAGAGUGACGCUUUCCAUCAUUUUCAGUAGACUGUAUUGCAAAAAUGAUUAACUCCCCCGCUUCUUUUUAAUCCAAUCCAAUCCACUUUAUUUAUAUAGCACAUUUAAACAACAAAAUGUUUCCAAAGUGCUGCACAACAAUAUUAAACACAAUUAAAAACAAUAUAAAAUAAAUAUGAUUAAAAACGAUUUAAAAGGGUAAAACCAAUUAAAACAGUAAAUAGAAAUCAAAAUUUUAAAAACACAAAGGUCAACAGAGGACCACACAACUCACGUAGUGUUAAAAGCCAUUUUAAGUGAGAUCCCCCCCAGGAAUGGGGCCAGGUGAAUCCCUUCCUUACUGUAUAUGCAAAAUGAGAUAUGUCGGACAUUUAUAUAUUAUAAUUUUGAUGAUUGCAUGGGUUCACUCCGGGUACUUCCUCCCACCUCCAAAAAGAUGCACCUGGGGAUAGGUUGAUUAGCAACACUAAAUUGGCCCUAGUGUGUGAAUGUUGUCUGUUUAUGUGUUGGCCCUGUGAUGAGGUGGCGACUUGUCCAGGGUGUACCCCGCCUUCCGCCCGUGUGCAGCUGAGAUAGGCUCCAGCACUCCCCGUGACCCCAUAAGGGACAAGCGGUAGUAAAUGGAUGGAUGGCUUUUUUUUUUUUUAAACCCAAAUUUCUGGGAUUUUUAAAUCAAGUUUUCAUAGGCUGUAAGCCAUAAUCAAUCACCACAAUUUUAUUUAAAAAAAAAGGCUUGAAAUAUCUUGAUUUGCAUGUUAUGAGCCUACGUCAUGUUAGUUUCACCUUGUAAAUCUAAUUGCGGGAAUAAACAAACAUUUGCACGAUAUUCUCAUUUGAGUUUCACCUGUACAAAGAAAAUCAUCUCCACAAACCAAGGCAAAAUGCGUGGUGUCGAACAGGUUUUGUGUGGAGAGGAAUAGCACAUCAAGUGGGACAAUCACGGCGGUUCACAUUGGAGCAUCGAAGCACAGACCUUCCAUUUGUUGCCUUAGAUACACACAAAAACUCAUUGGUCAGUCUCAGUUAUAUUUAUUCCAUAUUUCAGUAUGUUUUACUGUCAUCAGUCUAAUUGAUUUGUUGUUCAAAGUGUGGGACACAGCCUCUUUAUUGAGGCUGGGGGGGCUCCACUGUAUAAAUAUUUCAUAUUGUGCCACUUUAAUUGCGUGAUCUUUAGGUGCAGUGCAACCUAAACCAGCUGAUUGUGUUGUGGUGCCGAAAGGUAUAAGUGUGCAUUUGUGGGUAGUUUUUGCUUUUAGCGUGUCAAUACAUGGCGGUGCAGUGGUACCUCGGUUUUCAGGGCAGUGAUUCCUUCCAAAAGGUCAGACGAAGACCGAAUCGGACUAAAACCCAAGCAAUUUUUCCCAUAAGAAAACAUGUAAAUCAAAAAAUCCUCACUAUUGGAGGUUCCUUAAGCCAGUGUUUUUCAACCUUUUUUGAGCCAAGGCGCAUUUGUUUCAUUAAAAAAAUCCGAAGGCACACCACCAGCAGAAAUCAUUAAAAAAAUUAAACUCAGACAAUAAAACGUCGUUGUCGCUAUUGUUGGAUAUGACUUUAAACCAUAACCAAGCAUGCAUCAAUAUAGCUCUUGUCUCAAAGUAGGUGUACUGUCACGACCUGUCACAUCGCGCCCUGACUUAUUUGUUUUUUUGUGUGUUUUCCUGUGUGUAGUGUUUUAGUUCUUGUCUUGCGCUCCUAUUUUGGUGGCUUUUCCUGCUUUUUGGUAUUUUCCUGUCUUUCUUUGAGCGCUAUUCCCCGCACCUGCUUUGUUUUAGCAAUCAAGACUAUUUCAGUUGUUUUUAUCCUUCUUUGUGUGGACAUUGUUGAUUGUCAUGCCAUGUACGGAUGUACUUUGUGGACGCCUUCUCUGCUCCCCACGCUGUAAGUCUAUGCUGUCGUCCAGCAUUCUGUUUUUGUUUACUUUGUCGCCAGUUCAGUUUUAGUUUCGUUCUACAUAGCCUUCCCCUUUUCUUAGGGGCACUCACCUUUUGUUUAUUUUUGGUUUAAGCAUUAGACACCUUUUUACCUGCACGCUGCCUCCCGCUGUCGUCUGCAUAUUAUGAUCACGACAAACCGACAUCUACACAGCAUUUAGCUACCUGCUGCCACCUACUGAUAUGGAAGAGUAUAACACGGUUACUCUGCCGAGCUCCAGACAGCACAGACACUCAACAACAACACAUAAUUUGCAGACUAUAAUUACUGGUUUGCAAAAAAUAUUUUUAACCCAAAUAGGUGAAAUUACAUAAACUCCCACGGCACACCAGACUGUAUCUGACAGUGGUUGAAAAACACUGCCUUAAGCACUCGAUUUCGAGGAAUCAUUUACGUGCAAACAAAGUACAUUGUUACCUGCAAUGUUGGGCAACGCGAAAACAAAGUGUAGGGCCCGAAAACUGAGGUACCAUUGUAUGUUAAAUGCAUUUGUGCUUUUCACGCAAAUACAUCUACAUUUCUUUUGAUAAAUGACCGAUAUUGAUAUAAUUUGUUUUUUUUGUGGCAUUAGCUGCAUACCAUUUAAUGUAUUUACAUGUUGCUUUAAAUGCACUUGAUUCUAAGUGAGAAGGAGUAUUCCUUGAAGUCAGUAAUGCAGAUAUCAGUAGGAGACAAAAAUAAAUCAAUCUACUACAGGUGUUGGAGUGAUUGCGGUGCAUCGAGUGGCUUUAAGGGUUAGAUGUGUGCAUACAGUUAAAUGCUUUACACAACAUGUGUGGGAGCAAGUGACAGGAAAAUGUUAUUAGAAGUCUUUGCCCUUGGGUUGUUCAAACACGUCUGCCAGUGCCUUUGAACCAAAUACUGUAUUCCUUUUGGCCCGCGGUUACUCAUGACAUCAUCACAAUGCCUGUACAAUAUCUCUGCAGUAUAAAAAAGGCAAAAUGAGUCACACAAAGUGGCUUUAUGGAUUCAAAGAUAAGUUGUAUCUACUUUGAUUUAUUUCUGUUCACUUCUAUGUGUCAGUUCAGUUAGCAUUGUUGCAGCAUAUAACUCAAUAUCCCUUUUCAUAUCUUGGCCAAAUCUGAAGUACCGUAUUGCAUCUGUUUUAUUGGUGCCGAAUGACUCCUGUUUUGUCAUUUUCACACAAUAUUGGUGUUAUUGAUGGAAAACCUGGUUUAAAUGCAUACAGUAAAUGACCUAAUUAAAUAUUCAACAUUAUUGUUAGAAACACUACAUGGUUUAUAUUUGAUUUUGCGCCAUACUGUUUAUUUUGCUCUUUUCGACACACGUUAAAUAUGAAUGUAUUGGGUUCCCUCCGGGUACUCCGGCUUCCUCCCACCUCCAAAGACAUGCACCUGGGGAUAGGUUGAUUGGCAACACUAAAUUGGUCCUAGUGUGUGAGUGUGAAUGUUGUCUGUCUAUUUGUGUUGGCCCUGCGAUGAGGUGGCGACUUGUCCAGGGUGUACCCCGCCUUCCGCCCAUGUGUAGCUGAGAUAGGCUCCAGCACACCCCGCGACCCCAAAAGAGACAAGCGGUAGAAAAUGGAUGGAUGGAUAGAUGGAUUCGUCACGUCCCACAGGUGUAUUGAUUAUUAAUGCGUGCAUCACAAGACGUACAGUAUUUGAGUUUUGCUGAGAAAGCGAAGUAAUCCUUCAGUUGUGCUCCAUCUUGUCAUGUUUGGUUGGGUCCGAAGAAUAAAGAAGCAUCGAGUAAAUUACUUUUUACCAGCACUCGCAACACAAUCCCAUUCUGUUGAACACACCUGGAUAUAAAUCAGACUGUAAAAUGUAUUUUUUUAUUACACUGGGUCAGAAAAAAAAGAGAGAUUCCUAUUCCUUUUGUGUCUGUUUAAUGCUCAUAAGAUGUAUUAUGUAUGUUUUGUGCACAUUACCCAUUAUCAUAUAUCAACACAUGUUCAUAAUCUGUACACAUUUGCACAAAAAAAACUCAAAUGUUUGUACAUAUGCAGUUAAUGACACAUAAUUAUAGUUUUUAUACAUGUGCAUGGUGUCCGAUUUUUAUUGUCAGAAAACUAUGAAAACGAGACACUUAUUCUCACAGCUGAUUCAAUGUGUGCCUAUUUGCGUUUUGAGUGUUAUGAUUUUUAUUACUCUUUAUUUUUCAGUAUGAUUGAAAUAAACCAAGCAGAAACAAAUAGCUGUGUACACUAUAACUAUGCUUUCUAUUUGUUCUAUAUUUUGAUGUUUUUUUUAAUAUUCACAUGGUCACCAAAAUUGAUUCUUUCUUUCUUUAGUUUAUUUUGGAUAUGAGCACACUUACUGCAUAAUACAUCACACAAUUUCAUAUAAUUUCACUUAACAUCAUGUCCGAAAAGGAGUAGGAAGAAGCAAAGCUUAUUUAAUCCUACCCCUUUACCACUUCAGAGCGUUUAUUUACUGACUUCUUUUUGUAGCACGACAUCCGUGAAUGAUUAAUACAGCAGUUUUGUAAUAGAUAAUUAAGUCAGUCAUGAUAAACAUUCUCAGAUUAAACAUAUCUUAUUUUCAAUAAGGUUGAAAGUGUUGCUCAUAAUUAUUCUACUUUGUACUUUGUAAACACUUUUAAUUUGAACAACCUCUUAAACUGGAUCAUAUCAGUACAAUGUUUAACUUCUGUACUUAAUCCAUUCCAUGAUUUAAUUCCACAUACUGAUAUGCUGAAGGUUCUAAGUGUUGUACGUGCAUACAAAUCUUUUGAAUUAGAUUUCCCUCUAAGGUUAUAUUUCUCCUCUUUAGUAGAGAAGAAUUAUACAUUUUUAGGAUGAUUUGUCAACGUGUGAAUGUAAAAUGUAAGAAAUAAUCCAACCAAAAACAAAUGUACAAAUAAUAAAGUGCCAUAUAAUAAAAUACAUUUAUAUUUAGUCCCACUUAUGUUCUACAUAUGGUGAAUGUUCAUAUUCAACUUGGGGAAAGCAAACCUUCAAGUUUGAGUAAACAAUGUUUUUUCAGUUUGAGCACAUAAAUAGAUAAGGCCCCUAAAUUUGAUAUUCGCAGGUGAAUUGGAUCACUUCACGUAGGAAGGAGGCCCUAAUUGGGACUUCGGAAUGCAAAAGUGAUAGCCCUAUCCUUGAGAGGAGACUACCUGUCUAGCUCAAACGCCAACCUUUACGUUAUGACUUAAAGCAGUUGUUUUCCAGACACUUACACACGAACAUCUCCUUUUAUGGUCAGGUGGUGCUGUUUAGACUUAGCGCACACACCCAGACAGACAAAGAAUGGUAAAUUAUACCGGUAUAGCUCGGUUGGUAGAGUGGCCGUGCCAGCAACUUGAGGGUUGCAGGUUCGAUCCCCGCUUCUGCCAUUCUAGUCACUGCCGUUGUGUCCUUGGGCAAGACACUUUACCCACCUGCUCCCAGUUCCACCCACACUGGUUUAAAAAUGUAACUUAGAUAUUGGGUUUCACAAUGUAAAGCGCUUUGAGUCACUAGAGAAAAGCGCUAUAUAAAUAUAAUUCACUUCACUUCACUUCUAUAGCGCUUUUCUACCUUCAAAGUACUCAAAGUGCUUUGAUACUAUUUCCACAUUCACCCAUUCACUGCCAUGCAAGGCCCUAACCACGACCAAUCAGGAGCAAGGGUGAAGUGUCUUGCUCAAAUACACAACGGACGUGACGAGGUUGGUAGAAGGUGGGGAUCGAACCAGGAACCCUCAGGUUGCUGGCACGGCCACCCUACCAACCGUGCCACGCCGUAAGAAGGAAUGUAUAAACUGAUGGUUUGGCUUCUCCAGUUAGGAAUCCUCCAUUUUUUUUUACUUAAGAUUCCUCCAGGUACCGCAGCCCUGUUUUAAAUUAGGCUCUCGCUUGUAAUAAAGCAACUUUUUGGUUCAGUAAA
This is a messenger RNA of Nerophis lumbriciformis (worm pipefish), 12943 nucleotides long. It is a transcript of the gene adcy9a, whose product is annotated as adenylate cyclase 9. Gene Ontology annotation, biological process: adenylate cyclase-activating G protein-coupled receptor signaling pathway; cyclic nucleotide biosynthetic process; intracellular signal transduction. Gene Ontology annotation, molecular function: adenylate cyclase activity. The record is from RefSeq and is a predicted model, not a curated record. Lineage: Eukaryota; Metazoa; Chordata; Actinopteri; Syngnathiformes; Syngnathidae. Gene Ontology annotation, cellular component: plasma membrane.